UACCCUCCUCUGCAGUACUGACAUACUUUGCAUACAUUGUUUUUUUUUCUUUGAUAAUACACUCUGAAAAGCUAGCAUGACAUGGCCAAUACCUUUCUUCCCUUAAUGAAGGAAUGCAAGAUACUGUUCAUCAAAAUUGGAAGUGCUUACACCCUGAAACUGGUAAAUACUUCAUUUCUUCUCUUCCUGAGCUAAACCAGUUCAUUGAUGGAUGGAUACUGCAGAAAUAUGAAACAAGGACAUCAAAAAAUAUAUUAGUAAGGAAGAUUCAAUGAUGUUUUUAUACUACAGCAAGGACAGUGAUGGCAAUGUAAAGAUACAGCUAAUGCAAUAACUGUUUUGUGGUGCAUUAAAACUGAGGUCAUGUCAUAUGACUGAUUCUUUGAUGACCUGCUCAUCGUCAUUAUGAAGGUUAACAUUCGUCCUACUUGUCCUUCCUUCUCCAAGACACUUGAUGAAGAAUGGACUGUCCAGUUGCCAGGAGAGCUCCAGAAUGGACAGAUUCUUGCUUCUGUUGUUGCCUGCAACUCAUAUUCAUCAGAAGGAUUUGAUAUUCAAGGCUGUGUAGAAAAACUAAAGUCAUUUGGAAUUGAGAUUGAAGAAGAGGAGUGCAAAGCUGUCAUCUGCAAUUCUGCAAUGGACCCCCAAAUAAGAAGAUACAUGUUCUUCAGUUCUAAUAUGUUUCUGAUAGUGAUUGCUGUGGCAUGUUACCUGACUAUGUGGGCAAAUAUCUACUCGAUUGUUGGAAUGUUUCCAUUUGGAAGUAUGUGGUUUACCGGCAUUUUCAUAACCAUUAUUGCAGCUGCAUUCACUGGAGUGAUUCUACUGUACAUUGCAUGGCACAACAAAAAGGUACCCAAUAUCCACUCUGAAAUUUUACUGAAAUUCUCUAAAGAUUCUACAACUUUUCUAAUCAAUUCUGUGAACCAGCGAGAGCUUGAUUUAGCUAUGGAUAUAAACACAGAUCUACAUUUGGCAGCUGUGAAUGAAAACUGGAUGAAACGUAAUUUAUUAGUAGGCAUAACAGAUGUCAUGAACAACUACACAAAUGCCGUGCAACUGUGUUUUGUCUACUUCAACUUGCAAAAGUGUUUGCAUUCCCUGUCGGACUUUCUGGACCAAGUUAUGAAAAACAAAAAGUUGCAGCUGAAACAAAAGCUUCAGCAUUUGUGCAUUGUAACUGAGAACAUAAUCAUCCCACUGAAUGAUGAAGGAAAGACAACUGCUACAACAGAAGAUUCCCCCCUUUUAUCUAGCACUGGAAGCAACAAUAAGAAAUUAACUUACAGAGAAACUGUUCAACUUAUUCCAGAAGGAACUUCUGAGAUUUAUGUGAAUGCUUUUGUUUCUGGAGGGUAG
Molecule: messenger RNA, 1359 nt
Organism: Protopterus annectens (West African lungfish)
Lineage: Eukaryota; Metazoa; Chordata; Ceratodontiformes; Protopteridae
Gene: TMEM268
Product: transmembrane protein 268
Exons: 9
Coding region: 406-1359 (317 amino acids)
Source: RefSeq, a predicted model, not a curated record